Messenger RNA from Vigna umbellata (rice bean), 871 nucleotides. NCBI's taxonomy places the organism in Eukaryota, Viridiplantae, Streptophyta, Magnoliopsida, Fabales, Fabaceae. The record is from RefSeq and is a predicted model, not a curated record.
CUUAAAGUGAAUAUGGACGACUCAUCACGCACUUCGAGACUAGAUCUAAAACAUAUUAAUCUUUAUUGCUUUAUCUUUGAAGAGUGGACUUCAAUUCCUUCGAUGGAGUUUGCAUCUUCUUCUUUAUCAUCAUCAUCUUCAUCCUUCUUAACAUCAGAACCCCAUUUCCUACACGAUGUGUUCAUCAACUUUGGUGGAGAAGACAUCGGUAGAAGGUUUGUUUCUCAUCUCCACUCUGUCCUUUUACAAGCUCAAGUCAAAACUUUGAUGAGCCAGGAGAAUCUGCAUAAGGGAAUGAAGUUGGAAGAGCACAUGCGAGCAAUAGGACACACUAAGAUUACAAUAAUCGUUUUCUCCAAAUCAUACACUGAAUCUGCUUGCUGUCUUCUUGAGCUCGAAAAAAUCAUUGAAUGCCACGAAACAUUUGGCCAAAUAGUUCUGCCCGUGUUUUACGAGAUUGACCCAUCGGAUGUACGUUAUCUGAAGGAUGAUUUUGGAAAAGCGUUGGAAGAAGCUGCACACAAAAGCUAUUCAGGAGAACAACUGGAACAUGCGUUGUCCAAGUGGACCCGUGCAGUCACCACAGCUGCAGGAAUCAGCGGUUGGGAUUUCAGAAAUUUCAGGUAAACAAAUGAAUCCUUCCUACUUUAUUUGGUUUGAGAGUGAAUGAAGCAUGUGUUAAGGUUAUGAUUUAAUUUUGGUAAUACAUUAUGAUUCAUCUUGAAGGCGUGAUGCUGAACUGGUAGAGCAAAUUGUUAGGCACGUUAAGACAUUACUGGACUAUAAAGACUUGUUUAUUACUGAAUAUCCUGUUGGAUUAGAGUCCCGCGUGGAAGACGUGAUUAAAUGUAUUCAAAAUCUAUCCAGCAAA